This is a messenger RNA of Pistacia vera, 1955 nucleotides long. RefSeq names its product fructose-bisphosphate aldolase-lysine N-methyltransferase, chloroplastic. The transcript is spliced from 7 exons. The record is from RefSeq and is a predicted model, not a curated record. NCBI's taxonomy places the organism in Eukaryota, Viridiplantae, Streptophyta, Magnoliopsida, Sapindales, Anacardiaceae. The coding region runs from base 1 to 1569 and encodes 522 amino acids. Gene Ontology annotation, cellular component: chloroplast. Gene Ontology annotation, molecular function: [ribulose-bisphosphate carboxylase]-lysine N-methyltransferase activity; protein binding; protein-lysine N-methyltransferase activity. Gene Ontology annotation, biological process: peptidyl-lysine monomethylation.
AUGGGAAUAGGGUUUGAAAUAAACAAAGGACUCGAAAUUAUCCAUACCUAUCCAUACACAACAAGACACAACCAACAAGCGAACCACUCCAACAAUGGCCUCACUCUUCACUCUCUCCCCUCUUCAUCUCCUUCCCCAUUUCUAUCCUCUUCUAAAACCCUUAAAACCCUCUCAAAAAAGUCAACUUUUCACCUCAAAACCAGACCUUUAUGUGUAAUUUCUCUCAACUCUUCACCACCGCAAGAGGUCCAGACCUUCUGGCAGUGGCUGUGCGACCAGGGUGUGGUCUCUGCCAAGUCUCCCAUAAGGCCGGCUACCGUUCCCGAAGGACUGGGGCUGGUUGCUCAGAGAGACAUUGGUAGAAACGAGGUCGUUUUGGAGAUUCCUAAGAAGUUCUGGAUCAACCCAGAUACGGUUGCCGCUUCCGAUAUAGGAAACUUAUGUAGCGGAUUGAAGCCUUGGAUUUCUGUAGCCCUGUUUCUGAUCAGAGAGAAAAAGAAAGAGGAUUCUCCGUGGCGUGUUUAUCUUGAUAUUCUUCCUGAAAGUACGGACUCAACUGUGUUUUGGUCUGAAGAGGAGCUUGUUGAGCUUCAAGGAACCCAACUAUUGAGCACAACAUUAGGUGUGAAAGAAUAUGUUCAGAAUGAGUUUCGAAAAGUAGAGGAAGAAAUACUACUUCCUCACAAGCAAUUAUUUCCUUACCCUAUCACAUCGGAUGACUUCUUGUGGGCUUUUGGGAUUCUAAGAUCAAGGGCAUUUUCACGUCUUCGUGGCCAAAAUCUUGUUUUGGUCCCUCUCGCAGACUUGAUCAACCACAGCGCCAGCAUAACCACAGAAGAUUUUGCAUAUGAGAUUAAAGGAGCGGGUCUUUUCUCUAGAGAUCUCCUAUUUUCUUUGCGGGCCCCUGUUUCUGUCAAGGCUGGUGAGCAGGUUCUGAUCCAAUAUGAUUUGAAUAAGAGCAAUGCUGAGUUGGCUCUGGACUAUGGGUUCAUAGAAUCAAACUCAGAUCGCAAUGCAUAUACUUUAACUUUAGAGAUAUCUGAGUCAGAUCCUUUUUUCGGGGACAAACUUGACAUUGCUGAGUCAAAUGGCUUGGGUGAGACAGCAUAUUUCGACAUAGUCUUGGGCCAACCUCUUCCACCAACAAUGGUUCAAUAUUUGCGGCUUGUGGCACUUGGAGGAACUGAUGCUUUCAUCUUGGAAUCAAUUUUCAGAAACACGGUCUGGGGUCACCUUGAUUUGCCUGUAAGUCGUGAUAAUGAGGAGCUCAUAUGUCGAGUGGUCAGAGAUGCCUGUAAAUCAGCUCUAUCCGGCUAUCGUACCACCAUUGAAGAGGAUGGGAAGUUGGUGGAAGGAGGAAAUCUUGAUCCAAGGUUGAGAAUUGCAGUUGGAAUAAGAGUGGGAGAGAAGCGGGUGCUGCAGCAAAUUGAUGGGAUCUUCAAGGAGAGGGAACUGGAAUUGGAUGAGUUGGAAUAUUACCAGGAAAGAAGACUCAAGGACCUUGGACUGGUCGGAGAACAAGGUGAUAUCAUCUUCUGGGAGCCCAAAGCCAUAGCCAUUUCGAGCUGACUGAGAACUGAAGCUGACAUCACAACAAAAGAGGAUCAUUUGAUCACGUCAGUGGAGGUUUCGAUAAGGAAUCUUAAGCUAGUCGUUUCUAAUUGAAGUGACAAGUUCAUAAACAGCUUGCUGGACUUCUCUAUUAUAAUCAGGGGUUAGAUAAUUUUAUGCCUGGGAAUUCCUCCGCUGAUGAUGAUAUUGGCAAUUUCAUUUAUAGCUUUUGUAUGUUUAGUUUAACAUGCAGUAAAAAGCAUAAUUUAAAUUAUAAUUUCUUUCGUCGUUUCCUCACAUUUUAUGAAUGAAUAUUUGUUUAAAAUUUCUGGAAGCAGGAAUUGACAUCGGCCAUGUACAAAGAAUGAAAGCUUCAAUGGAAUUUAAAGUAAUGCAUUUGUUUU